Messenger RNA from Aureobasidium vineae, 357 nucleotides. The record is from the annotation of a GenBank genome assembly. NCBI's taxonomy places the organism in Eukaryota, Fungi, Ascomycota, Dothideomycetes, Dothideales, Saccotheciaceae.
AUGCCUGACAACAAAUCCAAUUCAAAGUCAACCUCGGCAUUAGUCUCUGCGACUUUACGAGAACAUACCGCGCCGCUGACCGAACGGACUGAAGCCAUCGUCUCAGCUUCGCAAUCGAUAGACGCCCAAAAACGAACUCUGGUUCAAGAUACGCAAAAGCUAUCACGGCAGGCGGAAGAGCUCGAGAAGGCGAUAGGUCAGAGCGUUGACCAGCUCAAGGAGAUGGGCGAUCUUCAGAACUGGGCUGAAGUUGUGUUUCGAGACAUCUCGGUAAUCGAGGAGACUUUGAGAAUGGUAGAAGAGCAAGAAGCUGGAAACGACCAAGUGGUUGACGGUGCCGAUAGGGGAAACACCUAG